CGGCGCGUUUGUCACGGACGCUUCACACCGUCUACCGACACAGCCCUGCCAAGCGCAGACUCUACAAACAUAAUGGACUGUCAGCUCGGUCUUCAAAGGUCUGAUUGAACCAUUCAAGGGGGUCUCAAAUGCAGCGAGAGGGGUCACGGAAGAAAAACUGGAGAAAGUGAGUGAGACCAAAGGGAGAAUUCAGAGUCCUGCGGGUUAAUUCUGAGGCUUGCAGCUACAAUCUCCAUGUCUAAACAUUCAUGAGCCUGGAGGGGGCAGAGCGACAGAGGGAAGCUGAAUGGAUGGAGCAGCUCAGCGCUCAGACACGAGGCAGAGCUGCAGUCUGACUCGUCUGCACAGCUCUGAGGAGGUACAGCGAGGGAGGAGGUCCGCCUUCACCUGAAGAUUACCGUCUCACACCUCCCUCACCCUGAAGCCCAGUCCAUCAGGGGAGGUGUCACCUCCGGCUCUUUUUCUUCUCGGCACGAUCAGGAGGACUUCUCUGUUGGAAACGGCCAGAUUCAUCAGGAAAGAAGGGGAAGUGAUCAGAGAGGAAAAAGUGAGGAACCUGCUGGUUUUGGGGGGGGAGAUUCAGAUCUGAGCUUCAAGAACAGCAAAAAAAAAGAGCGCCUACAGCCGAGCAAACAAAGGGACCUGGAACUUCCAAACAACUUGGCGUUCUACCAUGAGAACCCAGUUGGACCUUCGGCUGGCUGUGAGCAGGUGGGUCCCCCUGACCCUUCUGAUGGUCCUGCCACACAGCUUUGUGGCUGAGCCAGCAGAGGGAGACCCUGGAGGCUCCGCCCUGCUGCAGAGGGUGAAGCGAGGCUGGGUGUGGAACCAGUUCUUCGUCCUGGAGGAGUACACCGGACUGGAACCCCUGUACAUCGGAAAGCUGCACUCAGACAUGGACAAAGGCGAUGGAUCGAUCAGGUACAUCCUGACAGGUGAGGGCGCUGGAACCACCUUCACCAUCGAUGACAGCACCGGAGACAUCCACGCCAUCCAGAGACUGGACCGGGAGGUGAAAUCGCAGUAUGUCCUUCGGGCCCAGGCUCGCAACCGCCUGACUGACAUGCCUCUGGAACCCGAAUCCGAGUUCAUCGUCAAGAUUCAGGACAUCAAUGACAAUGAGCCCAAGUUCCUGGAUGGGCCAUACCAGGCAACAGUACCAGAGAUGUCCAAAGUCGGAACGCCAGUGAUCCAACUUACAGCCACGGAUGCAGACGACCCCACAUAUGGCAACAGCGCUCGUGUGGUCUACAGCAUCCUGGAGGGACAGCCGUACUUCUCAGUCGACGCCAAAACAGGAAUGGUCCGGGUUUCUUUGGCAGACAUGGAUCGAGAGACCAGGGAGAACUACACCGUGGUGAUCCAGGCCAAAGAUAUGGGCGGACAACUGGGGGGGCUCGCAGGCACAACCACCAUCAACAUCACACUCAGCGACGUCAACGACAAUGCUCCCGUGUUUGACCAGAGGCUGUAUCAGAUGAGCGUGUUGGAAUCGGCCCCCAUGGGGUCGGUGGUGGGUCGGAUCUGGGCCAAGGACAGGGACGUGGGGGUCAACGCAGAGAUGAAGUACAGGAUCAUCGAUGGAGAUGGGAGGGACACCUUUGACAUCAGCACAGACCCCACCAACCGCUUCGGUAUCAUUAUGGUGAAGAAGCUGCUGGACUUUGAGAAGAAGCCUAGCUACACCCUGAAGGUAGAGGGAGUCAACACCCACCCGGACCUGACCUUCCAAAACCCUGGGCCCUUCAAGGAUGUCACUAUCGUGCACGUGAGUGUGGAGGACGUGGACGAGCCCCCCCUUUUUGACUCAGCAGCAUACUACAUGGAGCUGCCAGAAGACGCAGAGAUCGGAACGGUGGUGAGGACGGUGACAGCGCGAGACCCGGACGCUGCCAACAACACCGUGAGGUACUCCAUCGAGAAGACCAGCGACCCAGACAAAUUCUUCUACAUCGAACUGACGUCCGGGUCAUUGAUGACGGUGCGUUCACUGGACAGAGAGGAAAUCAGCUGGCACAACAUCACUGUCCUCGCCAUGGAGAUGAAUAACCCCUCACAGAUUUCCAGCGUGUCCGUGGCUGUGAAGGUCCUGGACGUCAACGACAACCCCCCAUCCUUAACACACUACUUAGAGACGUAUGUGUGUGAAAACGCUAAAGCGGGACAGCUGGUCGAGACGGUGACGGCAGUGGAUCCAGAUGAGCCCCCAGCUGGACAACACUUCCACUACAGCUUAGCCCCAGAAGCCGCCAACAACCCCAACUUCACCCUGAGAGACAACCAAGACAACACGGCGUGGAUCCUGACGCGUCGCAGCAGCUGGUCGCAGAAGGACCAGACCGUCUUCUACUUGCCCAUCUUCAUCUCUGACGACGAGCAGCCGGUGCAGACCAGCACCAGCACCUUGACGGUGCGCGUGUGCAGCUGCGACCACGAGGGCAACGCCAUGUCAUGUAACGCAGAGGCCUACAGCCUGCCCGCCAGCCUCAGCAGAGGGGCACUCAUCGCCAUCCUAGCCUGCAUCUUUGUCCUGCUGGUGAUGAUUCUACUCAUGCUUUCCCUGCGGAGCCACUGGAAGAAGCCGUAUCUGUGCGAUGAGGAAGAAAAUAUCCACGAGAACAUUGUUCGCUAUGACGAUGAAGGUGGUGGUGAGGAAGACACAGAGGCCUUUGACAUCGCCGCCAUGUGGAACCCGCGUGAGGUGCACCACAGAGGAAAGACCAGGCAGGACAUGCUGCCGGAGAUCGAGAGCUUGUCUCGCUAUGUGCCUCAAGCCUGCGUGGUGGGCGGCAGAGGGGACGGGAACGUUCACGGAUACGUCCUGGCGAAGCUGCUGGAGGCUGACGGGGACCCCUGCGCCCCCCCGUACGACUCGCUGCAGACAUACGCCUAUGAGGGCGACGGGUCCAUCGCAGAGUCGCUCAGCUCGCUCCAGUCAGGGAACUCCAACGCUGACCACGAGUACGACUACCUAAACGACUGGGGGCCUCGCUUCAAAAAACUGGCAGAGAUGUACGGCGUGGUGGAGACCAGCAGCCCCCCAGUGUGGUAGAACGUUCCACAGUCUGAGGGAAGGAGAACAAAUACAGCUGCUCUCCACAUCCAUGAGUCUCCUGGCGGAGCUCCAUCCUCCGCAGGGCCUGCAACAGAAUCAGCGGGGGGCAGACGCAACCCCCCAGCCUGAACCACCAGAGGUGGGGGGGCCUUGGUUCAAUGAAUUUCAGAAAGUCGUGCAGGUGAUGCAAACUGCAGCGAGACUUUGUCCAUUUUUUGCUGGAAAGUUGGGAGCAGUGGGUUCAAUUCCAGUUCAUGUCAUGUUUGUGUUUAACUUAUUUGGCUUCUUUAAACCUUGUGCUUUAAAAGAUUGUCAUAUGACUGGGGUCCAAAUGACCCAAACCAUGUGGAGGAGAAGCUGCAAGCCACUGUGACUUUAUUUGAAUCCUUUUUAACCUUCUUAAAGUGAAUUUUACAUUGAUUUACACCUGGUUCUUACCUGGAAACCUGCAGCAUUGUGGUCAAAAUUGGGCAAAAACCUGCUCAAUUUCAGAUUCUGCUGAUGUGCUGGAGUCUGGAGAUCGACUUGCUGCGCUGCUCCUCACAAAUGUGGCUUAAACUUCCAAUCGUGGGCUGCAGAGACUCAGAGAAUCAAGUGCCAAAUGUCAAAAGGACAAAUAUGAAAGGAACAAAACACACCAAAAGAAGAAUUUUGAAAAGCCGGAUUGAAGCAGUCUUUGUUGAAUGUGGACUCUUUUUGUAUUUUUCAUAAUAAAAAGUUUAAACAUAACAUC
Oryzias latipes (Japanese medaka) is the source of this 3788-nucleotide messenger RNA. Its product is annotated as cadherin-20. Gene Ontology annotation, molecular function: beta-catenin binding; calcium ion binding; cadherin binding. The record is from RefSeq and is a predicted model, not a curated record. Gene Ontology annotation, biological process: multicellular organism development; cell-cell junction assembly; adherens junction organization. NCBI's taxonomy places the organism in Eukaryota, Metazoa, Chordata, Actinopteri, Beloniformes, Adrianichthyidae. Gene Ontology annotation, cellular component: catenin complex; plasma membrane; adherens junction.